This is a messenger RNA of Nymphaea colorata (pocket water lily), 1973 nucleotides long. RefSeq lists its product as uncharacterized. The record is from RefSeq and is a predicted model, not a curated record. Bases 237 to 1592 code for a protein of 451 amino acids. Lineage: Eukaryota; Viridiplantae; Streptophyta; Magnoliopsida; Nymphaeales; Nymphaeaceae. The transcript has 10 exons.
UUUUUGCCUGUGGUUUUUUUACUCACUUGGCGUCCGUUGAGCCGAGACGUAGAAAGGCGGCUGACUCUCUCUCUCUUCCGGUCUCCUCGUUGCUUCUCGGCGAAGGUUCCGUUAUUCUUUCGGCCGGACGUCGGAACUGCAAAGAAGAUAUUCUGGUCUUUCCUAGUUUUUGUUUUCUGGGAUUCUUGGGAACGAUCAGGAUUUUGGUAGUUUAAAUGCUUUGACAGGACAAACAAAUGGAUGUAGAAAGGGUGCUGGAGGAUUCAGAGAAUGAGGUCAAAACAUAUGAAAAUCUCACCACAGACUUGGAGAAUCCAAAUAAGUGCCUAUCAGUUGAAGACUUUCCUUGUAGCCACUUCGAUGGUACCAUGGACUUGGAUGCAACACGGGUAGACCAAGAAUUGAACCCAAAGUUUGAGUUUUCAGAUGAUUUGUUGCAUAUCGAGCAAGAGCAUCUGAACGUGACACCUCUUUUAGGUGACUGUUGUGAAUAUCUUAUGGAUAUGAGUUUCGCUGGACCAGCUGCUCAUUUGGGUUAUGAUUGUCAGACAUACGGUUCUGAAAAUUUGGGAUCAGAGGCUCAGUGCCGAAGUCCUUUGAGGAAGAACAAUGAUGAUGCUGGAAGGCCUGGUGAAACUGGUGCAGUAACGUCAUUGCCUGAAGCUAGAUUGGAACAAAAUCAACAGCCAGUUGAUAAUGUGACCAUCCACGAGCUUCAUGAGGCAUUUCACUUUACAUUUGGACGAGAUACAACCAUGAAGGACAAAUUUUGGCUCAAGCGUCAGCUUUCCCUGGGCUUGCAUGACCUUUCUCAAUUUGACAGUAGUUCCAGGAUCUUGGACAAGAAGCAGCUGUCUUCAGAUGUUGGCACACCGAGGGUACAUGGUGAAGAUGGGUUGUUUACGGGAUUGGUGGAAGUGACAAAUACCAACUAUGGGAUUUCAGAUGUCGAGGAUGCUGAAAGGACAUUUUCAACUACUAAGAGAUUGCGCAAGCCUACACGGAGGUAUAUUGAAGAAUCAUCGGAGAUAAAGACAAGAUGUCACGCUAGAAAACUGGAGCCUCCAUUGAAAAGUACACUUGGUAGCUUGUCAGAGGCAAGGCCGUCUGGCCAGAAACACUGGAAGAACUUAGAGAGCAUGGCAUUGGUUUGCAGGCAGGAUUCUAUUGGGGGAUCUGGUAUACAGGUGCCUUUUGUUCUUCGUGUCCGGAGAGGUCGUCCAAGGAAAAACUGCACAUCUCUUUUUACAGACAACUCAAAGGAGAACGAGGAACAUAUGAUAGUUGUGCCCAAGAGAACCUGUGGACCUUUUUGUGGGUCGGAAAGUGGUUCAGUCAACUAUGCUGCCAGGGUUCGGACUGCGAAGGGUGGUGUUAGACGGAAGCAUCACAGAUCGUGGACCCUUCAGGAGGUGACGAAACUAGUUGAGGGUGUCUCACGUCAUGGAGUUGGAAGGUGGUCUGACAUAAAAAGGCUAGAGUUCUCAGCAUCUGCUUACCGCACUUCAGUUGAUCUCAAGGAUAAAUGGAGAAAUCUUCUGAAAGCAAGCUAUGCACAACUACAAACCAAGAAAGUGUGGAACCUUCUGUGAGUGGAUGCGGUCCAUGCUGAAGUUGUAGUUGCUAAAGUCGUGAGCAUAAACAUAAAUUAUAGAACAAGUACAUCCACUCGGAACGGUUCUUAUGAUCCUGGCUAUAGAAAAGCCGAAACCACUUUGAGCAGCAGAAUGUUGGACCUCUCUCUCCUUCCAAGUAUGCAUCUUUUAUCGUGGGAUUGAAGGCUCUUUCCACAAAGGUGCUUCUUGCAGACCAAGUGAGAAAUUGCAGCACAUUGCAAACACUUUAGUAGGCUCUUAUGCUGGUUAAAAAGAAGCCACCAAAUAAAAAAGCAAGGCCAUUUAAUUGUUUCGGUGGUUAGUUGAUGCUGAUCUCUCUGAUAGUUCAGAAAUGAUGCAAAAGAAAAAUCUACACCU